AUGGCACGAACCAGGGGCGCGAAGUCUUCAUCCCCUUCCACCCGAAAGCGAACGCCGCGCGAAAUGCCAGUGCAAGCUUCAAGUUCUGAGCCGCCGCGGCCAGAAACCGUUCCGCCGCCGGCAAAGCUCUCGCCAAAGAAGAAACAGGCCAAACCACCAUUGCAAACCCCUCCGGCGAAGCGCUACCUUACCAGGUCAGGGGGCCGGCCCCUCCAAAAGCGAGCUAGGGUAGAAAGCUCGGAGCCUAUCGAUUUAACAGGGCAAUCCCCUGUUCCAUCCCCUGUUUCUUCCCCUGUUUUGUCCCCUGCUGCGUCUCCUGCCCCGUCUCCAAUUCCAUCUCCGGUGCCAUCUCCGGCACCGCCUGCGAAGCUUCCAGCAAUCCAGCCGCCGCCUGCUGUGCCUCAAAUUCCAUCCGAACCAACUCCGGAAGCGGUAAUUAGGCGGCCAAUUCUAGCUCAGCCUCCAAUUGAAGGCAAUUUGGAUUGCCGAGACCGGCCAUUCCAUUCGGAGCUAUGCUUUGACAUAGCUGCUUUCCAGCUGCGCCCGGAGCUUGAAGAAACGUUCCAAUUGCUGCGAAAAUACCGAAUGGAGCAAUUUCUGACCCCGCGAGACUUCUUCUACCCCAGAAUAGCAAUGGAUUUCUAUCAAUCCAUGACUUCUCGACAGGUUAGGGAUCCUACCUCAAUUCAUUUCGUUAUUGAUGGUAGGCAUGGUAUCUUGGGGGCUCGGCAAAUAGCUGAUGCUUUGAACAUUCCAUAUGAGCCCAGUCAUUUCGAUGACUUCAGAGCUUGGGCCAAUCCAUCUCAGCUGGAGAUGGUGGAGCAACAAGAACUUCCACAACCAGUUCAGGCUCUACCUGCCAGGAGAGUAUCCCCACGCCUCAUACCUGAGGGUAUGCCUGCAGCCUCUCCCUCCAUGACCAGUGCAUCUCCAGUUCCUCCAGCAGCCCCUGCUUCAGCACAGCCUUCUACAUCAGCCGGGCCUAAGAUGGUCGUCCCUAUUUCUGAGUAUAGGGAUCUAUGCCAGGCAUUGGAGACAUUGACAGCCUCUCAGAGCAGACUUGCUCAAGAGAUGGCAACUUUGAGAUCUCAACAGCAGCAGAUGAUGGCCACUCAGGCUCACCAUACUUUCAUUCUGAGGCAGCUUCAGCAGCAUCUUGGCCUCCCAUCAGCUGAGGAGGAGGCCACUCCUACCACCACAGAGCCUCAUGCCCCUCAUCAGUCAGCAGCUCCAGCUUCAGCAGAGCCAUCUUCAUAG
This is a messenger RNA of Vitis riparia (riverbank grape), 1257 nucleotides long. Its product is annotated as proline-rich protein 36-like. The record is from RefSeq and is a predicted model, not a curated record. The coding region runs from base 1 to 1257 and encodes 418 amino acids. Lineage: Eukaryota; Viridiplantae; Streptophyta; Magnoliopsida; Vitales; Vitaceae. The transcript is spliced from 2 exons.